CACGGCCAUACCAAUGUUGUCAAGCUUCUUCUUGAAAAAGGGGCUGAUAUGGCUAUAGGAAAUAAGGAUGGAUGGACACCAUUAAAUUCGGCUGUAGCCUGUGGCCAUAUCGAGGUCAUUGAGCUUCUUCUUAAUAAGGGAGCCAAUUUAACAGUAGUAAAUAAUGCCGGCUUGACGCCAUUAAACUUAGCAUCAAACAAUGGCCACAUUGAUGUCCUGAACCUUCUUGAGAAGGGGGCCGACGUUCUUGCUCUCCCUUCUCAAGGAUUUCCUUCCCAUAACAUCAUCGACAACAUGUCGUCUUGGGACCGCUCCACCAGCUCCGGCUCCGGCUCCGGCUCUUAUCUCUCAUCCGGUUACUCAACGGUUGUCCGCCAGGAUAUAAUCCGGACAUAUAAGUCAAGGAACCGUCAAAGCGAACGGAUCGAGCGAACAACUUCAAAUGGCCGUUUGAUCACUUACAACCACCAUGCUAGGGGUUAUGAGAAGGAUGCCCCAUGCCCCAGCUAGUAAGUAGCCUAUGAGAGAAUAACAUUUGUUAACUAUCCUUGCACCCCAGGCCAUGCUGAUCUCGAACUUAGUCGUUCUUCAUCAUCGUACAAGAAGACUCAGUAGAAGUCGGAUGGAUCUUGGGGGAGCUAUAGAGCCUGCCUCCUUUUCUUCCCGUGCGAUCGUUUUAACUUGACGGUGGCUAGUUUUCUCUGGGAAACGAAUUUAAUCGAGAAGGGGGCCGAUGUUAUAACAAGGGCAGGAUUACUGGGCUUGGAAUCUAGGCAAUUCAGAUUACAAUGAUCAACUAGGGCUGCAUAAGUCCUUGACCAACGAACUCCU
Messenger RNA from Xylaria bambusicola, 831 nucleotides. Its product is annotated as ankyrin repeat-containing domain protein. Lineage: Eukaryota; Fungi; Ascomycota; Sordariomycetes; Xylariales; Xylariaceae. Gene Ontology annotation, molecular function: protein binding. The transcript has 2 exons. Gene Ontology annotation, biological process: innate immune response. Bases 49 to 510 code for a protein of 153 amino acids. Gene Ontology annotation, cellular component: cytoplasm. The record is from RefSeq and is a predicted model, not a curated record.